UUGUGACAUUAAUGUUUUACUUGAAUGUGAGACAUUUGCUCUCGCAGCAGCCGACCAGUUCACUCAUGGAUACGGUUAAUUGGAAAAUGCGCUGGGUCUCUUGUAUCAUCUGGUUUCUGUAUGUCUCAGUGUGUGAGUGCUCACCUCUGCCAGAACCAGAGCCUCAAAUGUACGGGAAGGUCCAAUCUCCUCUGUACCCUCAGCCUUACCCUCCCAACCUGCAGGAGCAGUGGGACCUCGUUGUCCCUGAGGGCUACCAGAUUCGACUCACCUUCACACAUUUGGAUAUUGAAGCUUCUGCGAACUGCUACUACGACUCACUUACAGUUUUCUACAAAGAGAAGGCCCUCUGGAAAUUUUGUGGCAGUGAGAAUUCUGCUGAUGGGCAUCACCCAGGCAACGAGCCCAUCUUGUCUCCAGGAAACAGUCUCACCCUCAUCUUUCAAUCAGACAGCAACAACCCGGAGGCCCACCAGAAUCUGGGCUUCUCUGCCCAGUACCAUGCAAUAGACAUAGAUGAAUGUUCUGCACCAGAGCCUGGAGAUGGCUCAGGGCCACUCUGCUCUCAGAUCUGCCUCAACACUCUUGGCUCAUAUCUCUGCUCCUGUCAUCAUGGCUAUGAACUUCGCUCUGAUCAGCGCACCUGUGUGUUAUCCUGUGGCGGUGGUAUAUUUGAUGAACCAGAGGGGCAUCUGUUCAGUCCGGGAUAUCCUAAUCACCCACCUCAUGCUGUGUCCUGUCAGUAUGUCAUUUCUGUACAAGAGGGCUUCACUAUUACUCUAAACUUUACUGACAACUUCCACAUUGAGAGCAUGGACAGCCCAGAGGGCCCGCAAUGUCUCCAUCACUGGUUGGAGUUGACUGUCAGAGACGAACAGCCCACAAAGCUAUGUGGCAAAACGAGCCCAGGACCGAUAGUCACAAACUCAAACAUGGUCAAGCUGGAAUACCACAUUGAUGAUGAAGGACAGAGCAAUGGCUGGAGCCUCGACUACAGCACACACAGGGUGAAGUGUCCAUCACCUGGAAGUGUAGCUAAAGGCAGGGUCACUCCUAAUUUGAGUGAAUAUCUCUUCAGAGAUUACAUCUAUGUACGCUGCGAUCAAGGAUACAAGCUGAUGAUGAAUGGUCGGGAGAUGGAGAGUUUCUCUUCCAUUUGCCAAAGCAAUGGGCAGUGGCACCUUCCUCUGCCAGAAUGCCACAUAAUUGAUUGCGGAGAACCUGACCCCUUGCUGAAUGGAGGCGUGGCCUUCCUUUCUGGGUUUCAGAAUCAGUAUCUUUCUGUUAUUCAGUAUCGCUGCAAUGAACCAUUUUACUCUCUCCUUGGGGAUGCAAACGUUAACUUCACAUGUGAUGCAGACAGGAAAUGGAGAUCAACCCAUGAAGUUAUUGACAGUCCACUUUGUUUACCAGUUUGUGGUCAGCCAACAAAUCACAUCAAUGUGUAUCAGAGGAUCUUUGGAGGCCAGGAUGCUCCAGAUAAUACAAUCCCCUGGCAAGUGCUACUGAGUGUAAGUGGAAACAGGGGAGGAGGCAUGGUGAUUGGAGACCGGUGGAUUAUGACAGCAGCUCAUAAUGUAGUAAAUAAGGGAGUGAUGGUAGCAAAUGAAACUCUACGGAUUUUCAUGGGACUUAAUGAGGUAAAAGCCCUCGAGAAAUCUCCUCUGUUUGCUGCCUCAAUCCAUGUUCACCCUGAGUACAACAACCCCAACUAUGUAGACUACAACAAUGACAUUGCCCUGAUCAAACUGAAUGUCACACUCACAUUCGACUCAUCUGUAAUGCCAGUGUGUUUGCCAGAACCGGGAGCCACAUAUGAUACUGGUGUGAUGGGGCUGGUGUCUGGCUUUGGUGUUACAAACGAGAAUAAUCGUCGCAUUAUAACAAAUCAACUGAAGUAUGUUUAUCUCCCAGUGGUGGACGAGCAGACAUGCAGGGAUUCAGUCACUUCGGCAAGGAGAGGACGUGACAACAUACCAGACUUAACAAAUAACAUGUUUUGUGCUGGACUCCCUGAAGGUGGGAAGGACUCUUGCCAGGGUGACUCUGGGGGCCCCUUCACUCUGACUAAAGAUGGGCGACACUGGGCUGCUGGGAUUGUCAGCUGGGGGGUUGAGUGUGGAGGAAAGGGCACAUAUGGAGUCUAUACCAGAGUCGCUAAUUACCUGAACUGGAUCAAGAAGACCAUGCAGGAGAACCUAAUCAUCUUCUGUGUGACAGUCAUGGUUCAUUCCAGUCUGAGACAUCUCUUCUGGAAGUACAAUCAACACCAGAGCUUUACAAACAUGGGCUGGACCCACUGCAUCAUUUGGUUUCUGUGGUUUUCAGUGAGCGAGUGCCAGCAGCUGUCCACCACUGAGCCUGAAAUGCACGGACAAAUCCAGUCUCCCCAAUAUCCGCGACCUUAUCCUCCCCACCUGCAAAAGCAAUGGGACCUCUGGGUUCCCAGGGGUUACCAGAUCCAGCUGUCUUUAACACAUCUGGAUAUUAAAGUUUCUGCAGACUGCAGUCAAGACUCUCUCACAUUUUUCUACGAUGAAAAGGUUUUGGGAAAGUUUUGUGGCCAGGGAAACUCUACUGAUCACCAUGGUGACGAGACGAUCCUUUCUCCAGGCAACAAACUGACUCUCGUAUUCCAAACAAGUGACUCUACACCAGAGCAUCAACAACAUACUGGUUUUUCUGCCACGUAUAAGGCAAUAGACAUAGACGAGUGUUCCAAAACAGACCCAGGACUGGAUUCAGGUCCGCUUUGCUCUCAAAUCUGUAUCAACACUGCUGGGUCCUACCACUGCUCCUGCCACAGUGGUUACAAGCUUCAUUUAGACCAGCGCACAUGUCUGUUGUCCUGUGGUGGGUGUGUUUUUGACAAGCAUGAAGGACAUCUGUCCAGUCCAGGGUAUCCUAAACCCUCACCCCCUUUUCUCUCCUGCAAGUACAUCAUCUCUGUGGAGCCCAGAUUCAUCGUGACGCUCAACUUCAGAGACAAUUUUCACAUUGAUAAUAAAGAUAAUCAGCAUGGUUCAAGCUGCCAAGGUCACUUUUUACAGGUGACCAUUCCAGGCAGAUUAGCUAUGAAAUUUUGUGGAACAAAGAGUCCUGGUCUGAUAGUUACAAACUCAAGUACAGUCAGGCUGGACUACCACACUGAGGAGGAAGGUCUGAGCAACGGCUGGAGCCUGCAAUAUAGCACACAUGAGGUGAAAUGUCCACACCCAGGGAGUGUGACAAAAGGCAGGAUCACUCCUGAUUUAAAUGAAUACUUUAGUGGAGACUCGAUCCAUGUCACUUGUGACCAAGAAUACAAGUUGAUGAUGGGACAACAAGAGAUUAAGACAUUCUCAGCCAUGUGUCAAAGCGACGGGCAGUGGCAACUCCCUCUCCCAACCUGCAUAGCAGUUUGUGGUCAGCCAACAAAUCACAUCAAUGUGUAUCAGAGGAUCUUUGGAGGCCAGGAUGCUCCAGAUAAUACAAUCCCCUGGCAAGUGCUACUGAGUGUAAGUGGAAACAGGGGAGGAGGCAUGGUGAUUGGAGACCGGUGGAUUAUGACAGCAGCUCAUUAUGUAGUAAAUAGGGGAGUGGUGGUAUCAAAUGAAACUCUACGGAUUUUCAUGGGACUUAAUGAGGUAAAAGCCCUCGAGAAAUCUCCUCUGUUUGCUGCCUCAAUCCAUGUUCACCCUGAGUACAACAACCCCAACUAUGUAGACUACAACAAUGACAUUGCCCUGAUCAAACUGGAAGACACACUCACAUUCAACUCAUCUGUAAUGCCAGUGUGUUUGCCAGAACCGGGAGCCACAUAUGAUACUGGUGUGAUGGGGCUGGUGUCUGGCUUUGGUGUUACAAACGAGAAUAAUCGUCGCAUUCUAACAAAUCAACUGAAGUAUGUUUAUCUCCCAGUGGUGGACCAGCAGACAUGCAGGGAUUCAAUCAGUUUAGCAAGGAGAAGACGUUACAACAUACCAGACUUAACAAAUAACAUGUUUUGUGCUGGACUCCCUGAAGGUGGGAAGGACUCUUGCCAGGGUGACGCUGGGGGCCCCUUCACUCUGACUAAAGAUGGGCGACAAUGGGCUGCUGGGAUUGUCAGCUGGGGGGUUGAGUGUGGAAGAAAGGGCACAUAUGGAGUCUAUACCAGAGUCGCUAAUUACCUGAACUGGAUCCAGAAGACCAUGCAGGAGAACUAAAGUUACAGUAAUUCAGUACAACACGGUGUAAAUACACGAUGAGAAAAAAAAUUGCAUAAUAAACUAAAUUUUCUCUGCUGUGGAGUUUGAUUUGAGAAUUUUUAAUCUAUAUUUCACUAAAAGCUCAGUUUUUGAUUUUCCGCUUUCUGGAAACAACCACAAAAUACUGUCUGAAAGUCGGUGCAUAGUCUUUAAAUCCCUGUAACGCCUGUCUUUUACUACGUUUGAAUAAAGAUAGUUAAUGCAGA
Molecule: messenger RNA, 4435 nt
Organism: Maylandia zebra (zebra mbuna)
Lineage: Eukaryota; Metazoa; Chordata; Actinopteri; Cichliformes; Cichlidae
Source: RefSeq, a predicted model, not a curated record